Messenger RNA from Monodelphis domestica (gray short-tailed opossum), 2606 nucleotides. It is a transcript of the gene KLHL40, whose product is annotated as kelch like family member 40. Lineage: Eukaryota; Metazoa; Chordata; Mammalia; Didelphimorphia; Didelphidae. The record is from RefSeq and is a predicted model, not a curated record. Gene Ontology annotation, cellular component: I band; A band. Gene Ontology annotation, biological process: negative regulation of proteasomal ubiquitin-dependent protein catabolic process; negative regulation of protein ubiquitination; skeletal muscle fiber development. Gene Ontology annotation, molecular function: protein binding.
UAUCCGUCUCAGCCAGGUCCGACACUGAGACACCCAGACAAGGGGACUGACCGUCAGACGGACAGAUGGGGGGUUCCAUCCUCGGGGUUCUUGAGGCUCUCUGAAAGCAUAGGUAUCUCUUCCUGGUUCAGAGGAUUGUUGACUUGAGAGUGAAGAGGGAGCUUGGAAAUCAUCACUGAGUCCAAUUACCCUCCUUGACAGAGCAGAAAACCAAGGCUCUAAGAAGGGAAGGGGCUUGGCUAAGGCCACUCAAAGUCCUCCAACUCCAAAUCUGGUGGGUCCAAAGUGAAGGCGGAAUUUGUGAGAUUCUUUGCUGUCCUGACCCUGUUCUUACCUUCUGAACCUGAGGAUUAGACCACCAUGGCCCAGAGUUUGGACCAAAUGGAAGAACAGAGACUCUACCAGCAGACCCUCCUUCAAGAUGGUCUGAAGGACAUGCUAGACCAUGGCAAGUUCUUGGACUGUGUUGUCAAGGUGAAGGACCAGGAGUUCCCAUGUCACCGGCUGGUUUUAGCUGCCUGUAGCCCGUACUUCCGGGCCAUGUUCCUCAAGGACUCAGAAGGGAUCCAGGAAAUCAGCCUGGAGGAGGUGUCUCCAGAAGUGAUGGCCAAGGUCCUACACUAUCUCUACACUUCAGAGAUUGAUCUCAACGAGGACAACGUUCAGGACCUUUUUGCAGCAGCCAAUCUUUUCCAGAUUCCAUCCAUUUUCACCAUCUGUGUUUCCUUCUUGCAGAAGCGGCUUUGCCUUGCCAAUUGCCUGGCGGUCUUCCGUCUUGGCCUCAUGUUGGACUGUGCACGACUGGCCGUGGCUGCCCGUGACUUCAUCUGUGACCGCUUCCCUCUUAUUUCCCGUGACCAAGAUUUCUAUGGCCUCUCUGCCAAUGAGCUCAUUGCCGUCAUCUCUAGUGACAGCCUCAAUGUGGAGAAGGAAGAGAUGGUCUUUGAGGCUGUAAUGAAGUGGGCCAGCACUGGGGAUGACCAGGAGGCCCGACUCCAGGCCCUGCCCACUGUCUUUGAGAGCAUUCGUUUCCGUCUCCUGCCUCGAGACUACCUUGAGAGCCGAGUAGAAAAGCAUCCACUGGUGAGGGCCCGGCCCGAGCUCCUCCGCAAGAUUCAGAUGGUCAAGGAUUCCCAUGAGGGGAAGAUGACCAUCCUAAAGAGGAAGAAGAAGAAAGAAGAGAUAUCUGGGAAGGAAAGAUCUGGGAUGGUCAAUGGAGUAGAUGCCGGAGGGCCAUCUGGGAAAGUGAAAAAGGCUGGAGAGAAGGAAGCAGAAGACACUGAUGAUGGCGACACGGUCAUCCCUGGGAUCCUUAAUGACACCAUGCGCUUUGGGAUGUUCCUCCAGGAUCUAAUCUUCAUGAUAAGUGACACAGGGGCCGUGGCCUAUGACCCUGGGACCAACGAGUGUUACUUUGCUUCACUCUCCACUCAGAUUCCCAAGAACCACGUCAGCCUCGUGACCAAAGAGAACCAGAUCUUUGUGGCUGGAGGCCUUUUCUACAAUGAGGACAACAAGGAGGACCCUAUGAGUUCUUACUUCCUACAGUUUGAUCACCUGGAUUCCGAGUGGAUGGGCAUGCCACCCUUACCUUCCCCACGUUGCCUGUUUGGCUUGGGAGAGGCUGAAAAUUCCAUCUUCGUUGUGGGUGGCAAAGAACUCAAGGAGGGAGAGCAGAGCCUGGACUCAGUGAUGUGCUAUGAUCGGCUGUCGUUUAAGUGGGGCGAGUCGGACCCGCUGCCCUACGUGGUGUACGGCCACGCGGUGGUGUCUUACAUGGACCUCAUCUACGUCAUCGGGGGCAAAGGAAGUGACCGGAAGUGCCUGAAUAAGACUUACGUCUAUGACCCUAAGAAGUUUGAGUGGAGAGAGCUGGCGCCCAUGCAGAAUGCCCGGUCCCUCUUUGGGGCCACCGUCCAUGACGGCAAGAUCUACGUGGUGGCUGGAGUCACGAACACGGGGCUGACCAGCUCAUCAGAAGUGUACAACAUAGCGGAUAAUAAGUGGGAGCCAUUUUUGGCCUUUCCCCAGGAACGCAGCUCACUCAGCCUUGUUAGCUUGGCUGGGACCCUCUACUCCAUUGGGGGCUUUGCUACCCUGGAAACCGAGUCAGGAGAGCUGGUGCCUACCGAGCUUAAUGACAUAUGGAGGUAUGAUGAAGAAGAAAAGAAAUGGGAAGGAGUUCUGAGGGAGAUUCCCUAUGCAGCCAGUGCCACCUUUCUCCCUGUCCGACUCAAUGUUCUGAGGUUGACAAAGAUGUAAAAAGAGCCCUGGAGUCUUGGCUGAAGUUCUCCUCCCCUGACCCCAUUUUCUAGGUGUUACAUCUUUCUUUGAGGAGAUGAAGCAUGGUAUCAUAGAAAGAUGGUUCGUCUUGAAGCCAAGAGUGAUGACUGGUUCAAAUCUAGGCUCCACCAAUCAUUAUCCAUGUGAUCUUGGGUUCAGAAAUGCCUCCAUGUCUCAGAGCCUCAGCUACCUCAUCUAUAAAAUGAGGCUGUUGAUCCUUGACCUAUCUUUGCUUUUGAAAUGGGCAGGGUUGUUUCUAUUCUUCCAUGGCCUCUCCAUCAAUCCCAUGCCACCCCUGGCUAGGGGGCCCAGCAGAAGAGGAC